GCUCCCAUUGCUUAAUUUCCUGCUUUUUAACACAAAAAUGGCUUCAUUUUCAGCAAUCAAAACUUCCCAAAUUUGCAUCCUUUUACUCUUCUCUUUUGCUUUUGUUCUUGCUUCAUGUUUUCAAUAUGAAGUUGGUGGGAAAAGAGGCUGGAUUAAGCCUGACGGAAGCGAACCCGAAACAUACAAUGAAUGGGCUGAACAAAACAGGUUUCACAUUGGUGAUACCAUUAAUUUCAAGUACAAAAAGGACUCAGUUUUAUUGGUUGGAAAAGAUGAUUAUAUGAACUGUAAUGUGAAGAAUCCACUAUUGAAAUUUGAUGAUGGAAAUACAAUCUACGAGUUUGAUCAUUCGGGUUUUGUUUACUUCAUAAGUGGGAACCCGGGUCAUUGUGAAUCGGGUCAAAAGAUGAUCAUUCGGGUUAUGGUGCAAUCUGCUGAGCAUCACCCUACUGUCAGUGCCCCAGCACCCUCAGUUGAAGGACCAAUUGGUGCCCCAGAUGGAGGAAAGGGGUUGAACACCGACUCGUGGGCCCCACCCGCUAUCAACUCUACUGAUAUGCUGUCUGUUACAUCUUGCUUCAUCACUCUGUUCAUGGGGGUUGUGAUGGUUCUUUAUCUGUUCAUGGAGUAG
This is a messenger RNA of Amaranthus tricolor (Joseph's coat), 631 nucleotides long. RefSeq names its product early nodulin-like protein 21. The transcript is spliced from 2 exons. Gene Ontology annotation, cellular component: plasma membrane. The record is from RefSeq and is a predicted model, not a curated record. Lineage: Eukaryota; Viridiplantae; Streptophyta; Magnoliopsida; Caryophyllales; Amaranthaceae. Bases 38 to 631 code for a protein of 197 amino acids. Gene Ontology annotation, molecular function: electron transfer activity.